AUGUUGUUGGAAGCGAAUAAGAUAUUGAAAGAGGAUGGGCCACAGACGCAGAAACGAACUGAGCAGGAAUGGCUGAAGACGCCGCGUGAAUCAUUCGGUCCGGGUGGCUGGGCUGAAAUGGUUGGAGAGGAGAAUGUCGAGUGCCACGUCAUAGGCCAUGCAGAUCACGAUUCAAUGAUGGAUCCAGAAGUGGUUCAAUUAACUGCGGAUUUGAUGCAAAUCGCCAUACAGAGAUGGUUGUCUGUUUAA
Messenger RNA from Penicillium subrubescens, 249 nucleotides. RefSeq names its product acetyl-CoA synthetase-like protein. The record is from RefSeq and is a predicted model, not a curated record. The transcript is spliced from 2 exons. Bases 1 to 249 code for a protein of 82 amino acids. Lineage: Eukaryota; Fungi; Ascomycota; Eurotiomycetes; Eurotiales; Aspergillaceae.